This is a messenger RNA of Peromyscus californicus insignis, 2565 nucleotides long. RefSeq names its product potassium calcium-activated channel subfamily N member 3 (gene Kcnn3). The record is from RefSeq and is a predicted model, not a curated record. Bases 322 to 2538 code for a protein of 738 amino acids. The transcript is spliced from 8 exons. Gene Ontology annotation, molecular function: calmodulin binding; small conductance calcium-activated potassium channel activity. Gene Ontology annotation, cellular component: plasma membrane; neuron projection; neuronal cell body. NCBI's taxonomy places the organism in Eukaryota, Metazoa, Chordata, Mammalia, Rodentia, Cricetidae. Gene Ontology annotation, biological process: potassium ion transmembrane transport.
GGAGGAGAGCGAAGCUAUUGAGCCAGCGAGGAGUGAAGCUGAGUCUGCCUCAUACACUCCUAGAGGACCGCCUCCAGAAUAGAGUUCCUUUCGCCCCUUCCUCCUUCUCCCAGCUCCUCUCCUGGCCUUUCUACCCGCCCAAUACAAUGCAUACUCGAGUGGCAGCCCCAGAGAACUGAAGCAAACCAAAGAGAGAGGACUGGAGCCAAGACACUUCUGGUGGGGGAGCUCGGAUGCCUGGCUUUCUUUGAGGUCAUCUUUGGAACAAGGGUGGCUUUGGGGUGGAGGGUCGUGCUGCAGGGAACCCAGCCAGGCCCCAAGAUGGACACUUCUGGGCACUUCCAUGACUCGGGGGUGGGGGACCUGGAUGAAGACCCCAAGUGUCCCUGUCCAUCCUCUGGGGAUGAGCAACAGCAGCAACAGCAACCGCCACCACCGCCAGCGCCACCAGCAGUCCCCCAACAGCUUUCAGGACCCUUGCUGCAGCCUCAGCCUCCGCAACCUCCGCAGCUUCAGCAGCAGCAGCAGCCGCAGCAGCAGCAACAGCAGCAGCAGCAGCAGCAGCAGCAGCAGCAGCAGGCUCCACUGCAUCCCCUGCCUCAGCUUGCCCAACUCCAGAGCCAGCUUGCCCAUCCCGGUCUGUUGCACUCCUCUCCCACGGCUUUCAGGGCUCCCACUUCGGUCAACUCCACCGCCAUCCUCCACCCUUCCUCCAGGCAAGGCAGCCAGCUAAAUCUCAAUGACCACUUGCUUGGCCACUCUCCAAGUUCCACAGCCACAAGUGGGCCCGGUGGAGGCAGCCGGCACCGGCAGGCCAGCCCCCUGGUGCACCGGCGGGACAGCAAUCCCUUCACGGAGAUAGCUAUGAGCUCCUGUAAAUACAGCGGUGGGGUCAUGAAGCCCCUCAGCCGCCUCAGCGCCUCGCGGAGGAACCUCAUCGAGGCCGAGCCUGAGGGCCAACCCCUCCAGCUCUUCAGUCCCAGCAACCCCCCAGAGAUUGUCAUCUCCUCCAGGGAGGAUAACCAUGCCCACCAGACUCUGCUCCAUCACCCCAACGCUACCCACAACCACCAGCAUGCCGGUACCACAGCCGGCAGCACCACCUUCCCCAAAGCCAACAAGCGGAAAAACCAAAACAUUGGCUAUAAGCUGGGACACAGGAGGGCCCUGUUUGAAAAGAGAAAGCGACUGAGUGACUAUGCUCUGAUUUUUGGGAUGUUUGGAAUUGUUGUUAUGGUGAUAGAGACCGAACUGUCUUGGGGUUUGUACUCAAAGGAUUCCAUGUUUUCGUUGGCCCUGAAAUGCCUUAUCAGUUUAUCCACCAUCAUCCUGCUUGGUUUGAUCAUCGCCUAUCACACAAGGGAAGUCCAGCUCUUUGUGAUCGACAAUGGUGCAGAUGACUGGCGGAUAGCCAUGACCUACGAGCGCAUCCUCUACAUCAGCCUGGAGAUGCUGGUGUGUGCCAUCCACCCCAUUCCUGGAGAGUACAAGUUCUUCUGGACCGCACGCCUGGCCUUCUCCUAUACCCCUUCUCGGGCAGAGGCUGAUGUGGACAUCAUCCUGUCCAUCCCCAUGUUCCUGCGCCUGUACCUGAUCGCCCGAGUCAUGCUGCUACACAGCAAACUCUUCACUGAUGCCUCAUCCCGAAGCAUUGGGGCCCUCAACAAGAUCAAUUUCAACACCAGAUUCGUCAUGAAGACACUCAUGACCAUCUGCCCUGGCACGGUGCUGCUGGUGUUCAGCAUCUCUCUGUGGAUCAUCGCCGCCUGGACCGUGCGAGUCUGUGAAAGGUACCACGACCAGCAGGAUGUAACUAGUAACUUUCUGGGUGCCAUGUGGCUCAUCUCCAUCACGUUCCUUUCCAUUGGUUAUGGGGACAUGGUGCCCCACACAUACUGUGGGAAAGGCGUCUGUCUUCUCACCGGCAUCAUGGGCGCAGGGUGCACCGCCCUCGUGGUAGCUGUGGUUGCCCGAAAGCUCGAACUCACCAAAGCAGAGAAGCAUGUUCACAACUUCAUGAUGGACACUCAGCUCACCAAACGGAUCAAGAAUGCUGCCGCCAAUGUCCUCCGGGAAACGUGGUUAAUCUAUAAACACACAAAGCUGCUAAAGAAGAUUGACCAUGCCAAAGUCAGGAAACACCAGAGGAAGUUCCUCCAGGCGAUCCACCAACUGAGGGGUGUCAAGAUGGAGCAAAGGAAGCUGAGUGACCAGGCCAACACCCUGGUGGACCUUUCCAAGAUGCAGAACGUCAUGUAUGACUUAAUCACAGAGCUCAAUGACCGGAGCGAAGACCUAGAGAAGCAGAUUGGCAGCCUGGAAUCCAAGCUAGAGCACCUCACAGCCAGCUUCAAUUCCCUGCCCCUGCUCAUCGCAGACACCCUGCGCCAGCAGCAGCAGCAGCUGCUCACUGCCUUCGUGGAGGCCCGUGGCAUCAGUGUGGCCGUGGGAACUAGCCACGCACCUCCCUCUGAUAGCCCGAUCGGGAUCAGCUCCACCUCCUUCCCAACCCCAUACACAAGUUCAAGCAGUUGCUAAAUAAAACUCCCCACUCCAGAAGCAUUA